ACAAUGGCCAUGUCUUCCCUAACCCUCCUCCUCGUCGCCGUGGCCGCGAUCGCCGCGCCGCUCGCCUAUGGGGCCUGCGAAGGCGAGGCCUCGCUGAAGGGCGUGGCGAACGACGUCCUCUGGGAGUACGGCCUCCCGAAGGGCCUCGUCCCGGACUCCGUCACCUCCUACACCUUCGUCAACGCCACCGGCGACUUCAAGAUCCAGCUCGCCAGCAGCUGCUACGUCUGGUUCGGCGACCACUACACCUACUUCGACAAGAACCUCAGCGGCACCAUGUCCUACGGCGCCAUCUCCAACCUCUCCGGCAUCCAGGCCAAGAAGCUCUUCUUCUGGGUCUCCAUCUCCAGCAUGGUCGCGCGCCCGGAGAGGGGGAUGAUCGAGUUCCAUGCCGGGUUCAUCUCGGAGGACGUGCCCAUCUCGCUGUUCGAGAAGGUACCCGUCUGCGGCAACGGCGUUGGCGAGCAGCUCCGUGGCGCGGCCGGGGUGAUCCGUGAGAUGAACGUGCUCCCUGUCGCCGAGGUGUGACUUCAGAUAUCAAGUUGCUUUCCCAUGUCUGGUGCUGGGU
This is a messenger RNA of Lolium rigidum, 568 nucleotides long. RefSeq lists its product as uncharacterized. The transcript has a single exon. NCBI's taxonomy places the organism in Eukaryota, Viridiplantae, Streptophyta, Magnoliopsida, Poales, Poaceae. Bases 4 to 528 code for a protein of 174 amino acids. The record is from RefSeq and is a predicted model, not a curated record.